Molecule: messenger RNA, 12890 nt
Organism: Symphalangus syndactylus (siamang)
Lineage: Eukaryota; Metazoa; Chordata; Mammalia; Primates; Hylobatidae
Gene: TRRAP
Product: transformation/transcription domain associated protein
Biological process (GO): regulation of DNA-templated transcription; DNA repair
Cellular component (GO): nucleus; NuA4 histone acetyltransferase complex; SAGA complex
Molecular function (GO): protein binding
Source: RefSeq, a predicted model, not a curated record
CUGGUGCUCGGUCGGCGGGCGCUGCCGCUUUAAGCGGGGGCGGGACUGCGCGCGGCUGAGCGGCUGCGACGAGGGCUCGGCUGGGGGUCGCAGGGGUCGCGGGCCGGGCCUGCAGGAGCCGGGCCGCCGAGGUCGCGGCUGGUUGAACUCAUGGACCUGAUACUUUUCUCUUGAGAAGCAAACCAGCCCAAAAGAAAAAUGGCGUUUGUUGCAACACAGGGGGCCACGGUGGUUGACCAGACCACUUUGAUGAAAAAGUACCUUCAGUUCGUGGCAGCUCUCACAGAUGUGAAUACACCUGAUGAAACAAAGUUGAAAAUGAUGCAAGAAGUUAGUGAAAAUUUUGAGAAUGUCACGUCAUCUCCUCAGUAUUCUACAUUCCUAGAACAUAUCAUCCCUCGAUUCCUUACAUUUCUUCAAGAUGGAGAAGUUCAGUUUCUUCAGGAGAAACCAGCACAGCAACUGCGGAAGCUAGUACUUGAAAUAAUUCAUAGAAUACCAACCAAUGAACAUCUUCGUCCUCACACAAAAAAUGUUUUGUCUGUGAUGUUUCGCUUUUUAGAGACGGAAAAUGAAGAAAAUGUUCUUAUUUGUCUAAGAAUAAUUAUUGAGCUACACAAACAGUUCAGGCCACCAAUCACACAAGAAAUUCAUCAUUUCCUGGAUUUUGUGAAACAGAUUUACAAGGAGCUUCCAAAAGUAGUGAACCGCUACUUUGAGAACCCUCAAGUGAUCCCCGAGAACACAGUGCCUCCCCCAGAAAUGGUUGGUAUGAUAACAACGAUUGCUGUGAAAGUCAACCCGGAGCGUGAAGACAGUGAGACUCGAACACAUUCCAUCGUUCCGAGGGGAUCACUUUCUCUGAAAGUGUUGGCAGAAUUGCCCAUUAUUGUUGUUUUAAUGUAUCAGCUCUACAAACUGAACAUCCACAAUGUUGUUGCCGAGUUUGUGCCCUUGAUCAUGAACACCAUUGCCAUUCAAGUGUCUGCACAAGCCAGGCAACAUAAGCUUUACAACAAGGAGUUGUAUGCUGACUUCAUUGCUGCUCAGAUUAAAACAUUGUCAUUUUUAGCUUACAUCAUCAGGAUUUACCAGGAGUUGGUGACUAAGUAUUCUCAGCAGAUGGUGAAAGGAAUGCUCCAGUUACUUUCAAAUUGUCCAGCAGAGACUGCACACCUCAGAAAGGAGCUUCUGAUUGCUGCCAAACACAUCCUCACCACAGAGCUGAGAAACCAGUUCAUUCCUUGCAUGGACAAGCUGUUUGAUGAAUCCAUACUAAUUGGCUCAGGAUAUACUGCCAGAGAGACUCUAAGGCCCCUUGCCUACAGCACGCUGGCCGACCUCGUGCACCAUGUCCGCCAGCACCUGCCCCUCAGCGACCUCUCCCUCGCCGUCCAGCUUUUCGCCAAGAACAUCGACGACGAGUCCCUGCCCAGCAGCAUCCAGACCAUGUCCUGCAAGCUCCUGCUGAACCUGGUGGACUGCAUCCGUUCCAAGAGCGAGCAGGAGAGCGGCAAUGGGAGAGACGUCCUGAUGCGGAUGCUGGAGGUUUUUGUUCUCAAAUUCCACACAAUUGCUCGGUACCAGCUCUCUGCCAUUUUUAAGAAGUGUAAGCCUCAGUCAGAACUCGGAGCCGUGGAAGCAGCUCUGCCUGGGGUGCCCACUGCCCCUUCAGCUCCUGGCCCUGCUCCCUCCCCAGCACCCAUCCCUGCCCCAGCUCCACCCCCGCCCCCACCCCCGCCUGCCACCCCCGUGACCCCGGCCCCCGUGCCUCCCUUCGAGAAGCAAGGAGAAAAGGACAAGGAAGACAAGCAGACAUUCCAAGUCACAGACUGUCGAAGUUUGGUCAAAACCUUGGUGUGUGGUGUCAAGACAAUCACGUGGGGCAUAACAUCAUGCAAAGCGCCUGGUGAAGCUCAGUUCAUUCCCAACAAGCAGUUACAACCCAAAGAGACACAGAUUUACAUCAAACUUGUCAAAUAUGCAAUGCAAGCUUUAGAUAUUUAUCAGGUCCAGAUAGCAGGAAAUGGGCAGACAUACAUCCGCGUGGCCAACUGCCAGACUGUGAGAAUGAAAGAGGAGAAGGAGGUAUUGGAGCAUUUCGCUGGCGUGUUCACAAUGAUGAACCCCUUAACGUUCAAAGAAAUCUUCCAAACUACGGUCCCUUACAUGGUAGAGAGAAUCUCAAAAAAUUAUGCUCUUCAGAUUGUUGCCAAUUCCUUCUUGGCAAAUCCUACUACCUCUGCUCUGUUUGCUACGAUUCUGGUGGAAUAUCUCCUUGAUCGCCUGCCAGAAAUGGGCUCCAACGUGGAGCUCUCCAACCUGUACCUCAAGCUGUUUAAGCUGGUCUUUGGCUCUGUCUCCCUCUUUGCAGCUGAAAAUGAACAAAUGCUGAAGCCUCACUUGCACAAGAUUGUGAACAGCUCUAUGGAGCUCGCACAGACUGCCAAAGAACCCUACAACUACUUCUUGCUGCUACGGGCGCUGUUUCGCUCUAUUGGUGGAGGCAGCCACGAUCUCUUGUAUCAGGAGUUCCUGCCUCUCCUUCCAAACCUCCUGCAAGGGCUGAACAUGCUUCAGAGUGGCCUGCACAAGCAGCAUAUGAAGGACCUCUUUGUGGAGCUGUGUCUCACCGUCCCCGUGCGGUUGAGCUCGCUCUUGCCGUACCUGCCCAUGCUUAUGGAUCCCUUGGUGUCUGCACUCAAUGGGUCUCAGACAUUGGUCAGCCAAGGCCUCAGGACGCUGGAGCUGUGUGUAGACAACCUGCAGCCCGACUUCCUCUAUGACCACAUCCAGCCGGUGCGCGCAGAGCUCAUGCAGGCUCUGUGGCGCACCUUACGCAACCCUGCCGACAGCAUCUCCCACGUGGCCUACCGUGUGCUGGGUAAGUUUGGCGGCAGUAACAGGAAGAUGCUGAAGGAGUCGCAGAAGCUGCACUACGUUGUGACUGAGGUUCAGGGCCCUAGCAUCACUGUGGAGUUUUCCGACUGCAAAGCCUCUCUCCAGCUCCCCAUGGAGAAGGCCAUUGAAACUGCUCUGGACUGCCUGAAAAGCGCCAACACUGAGCCCUACUACCGGAGGCAGGCGUGGGAAGUGAUCAAAUGCUUCCUGGUGGCCAUGAUGAGCCUGGAGGACAACAAGCACGCACUCUACCAGCUCCUGGCACACCCCAACUUUACGGAAAAGACCAUCCCCAAUGUCAUCAUCUCACAUCGCUACAAAGCCCAGGACACUCCAGCCCGGAAGACUUUUGAGCAGGCCCUGACAGGCGCCUUCAUGUCUGCCGUCAUUAAGGACCUGCGGCCCAGCGCCCUGCCCUUCGUCGCCAGCUUGAUCCGCCACUAUACGAUGGUGGCAGUCGCCCAGCAGUGUGGCCCUUUCUUGCUGCCUUGCUACCAGGUGGGCAGCCAGCCCAGCACAGCCAUGUUUCACAGUGAAGAAAAUGGCUCGAAAGGAAUGGAUCCUUUGGUUCUCAUUGACGCAAUAGCUAUUUGUAUGGCAUAUGAAGAAAAGGAGCUUUGCAAAAUCGGGGAGGUGGCCCUAGCUGUGAUAUUUGAUGUUGCAAGUAUCAUCCUGGGCUCCAAGGAGAGGGCCUGCCAGCUGCCCCUGUUUUCUUACAUCGUGGAGCGCCUGUGUGCAUGUUGUUAUGAACAGGCAUGGUAUGCAAAGCUGGGGGGUGUGGUGUCUAUUAAGUUUCUCAUGGAGCGGCUGCCUCUCACUUGGGUUCUCCAGAACCAGCAGACAUUCCUGAAAGCACUUCUCUUUGUCAUGAUGGACUUAACUGGAGAGGUUUCCAAUGGGGCAGUCGCCAUGGCAAAGACCACCCUGGAGCAGCUUCUGAUGCGAUGCGCAACGCCUUUAAAAGACGAGGAGAGAGCUGAAGAGAUCGUGGCCGCCCAGGAAAAGUCUUUCCACCACGUGACACACGACUUGGUUCGAGAAGUCACCUCUCCAAACUCCACUGUGAGGAAGCAGGCCAUGCAUUCGCUGCAGGUGUUGGCCCAGGUCACUGGGAAGAGUGUGACCGUGAUCAUGGAACCCCACAAAGAGGUCCUGCAGGAUAUGGUCCCCCCUAAGAAGCACCUGCUCCGACACCAGCCUGCCAACGCGCAGAUUGGCUUGAUGGAGGGGAACACGUUCUGUACCACGUUGCAGCCCAGGCUCUUUACAAUGGACCUUAACGUGGUGGAGCAUAAGGUGUUCUACACAGAGCUGCUAAAUUUGUGUGAGGCUGAAGAUUCAGCUUUAACAAAGCUGCCCUGUUAUAAAAGCCUUCCGUCGCUCGUACCUUUACGAAUUGCAGCAUUAAAUGCACUUGCUGCCUGCAAUUACCUUCCUCAGUCCAGGGAGAAAAUCAUCGCUGCACUCUUCAAAGCCCUGAAUUCCACCAAUAGUGAGCUCCAAGAGGCCGGAGAAGCCUGCAUGAGAAAGUUUUUAGAAGGUGCUACUAUAGAAGUCGAUCAAAUCCACACACAUAUGCGACCUUUGCUGAUGAUGCUGGGAGAUUACCGGAGCUUGACGCUAAAUGUUGUGAAUCGCCUGACUUCUGUUACUAGGCUCUUCCCAAAUUCCUUCAAUGAUAAAUUUUGUGAUCAGAUGAUGCAACAUCUGCGCAAGUGGAUGGAAGUGGUGGUGAUCACCCACAAAGGGGGCCAGAGGAGCGACGGCAACGAAAUGAAGAUUUGCUCAGCAAUUAUAAACCUUUUUCAUCUGAUCCCGGCGGCUCCUCAGACACUGGUGAAGCCUUUGCUAGAGGUUGUCAUGAAAACGGAGCGGGCGAUGCUGAUCGAGGCGGGGAGUCCGUUCCGAGAGCCCCUGAUCAAGUUCCUGACUCGACAUCCCUCGCAGACAGUGGAGCUGUUCAUGAUGGAAGCCACACUGAACGAUCCCCAGUGGAGCAGAAUGUUUAUGAGUUUUUUAAAACACAAAGACGCCAGACCUCUGCGGGAUGUGCUGGCUGCCAACCCCAACAGGUUCAUCACCCUGCUGCUGCCAGGGGGUGCCCAGACGGCCGUGCGCCCCGGCUCGCCCAGCACCAGCACCAUGCGCCUGGACCUCCAGUUCCAGGCCAUCAAGAUCAUAAGCAUUAUAGUGAAAAACGAUGACUCCUGGCUGGCCAGCCAGCACUCUCUGGUGAGCCAGUUGCGACGUGUGUGGGUGAGUGAGACCUUCCAAGAAAGGCACCGCAAGGAGAACAUGGCAGCCACCAACUGGAAGGAGCCCAAGCUGCUGGCCUACUGCCUGCUGAACUACUGCAAAAGGAAUUACGGAGAUAUAGAAUUGCUGUUCCAGCUGCUCCGAGCCUUUACUGGUCGUUUUCUCUGCAACAUGACAUUCUUAAAAGAGUAUAUGGAGGAAGAGAUUCCCAAAAAUUACAGCAUCGCUCAGAAACGUGCCCUGUUUUUUCGCUUUGUAGACUUAAAUGACCCCAACUUCGGAGAUGAAUUAAAAGCUAAAGUUCUGCAGCAUAUAUUGAAUCCUGCUUUCUUGUACAGCUUUGAGAAGGGGGAAGGAGAGCAGCUACUGGGACCUCCCAAUCCAGAAGGAGAUAACCCAGAAAGCAUCACCAGUGUGUUUAUUACCAAGGUCCUGGACCCCGAGAAGCAGGCGGACAUGCUGGACUCACUGCGGAUCUACCUGCUGCAGUACGCCACACUGCUGGUGGAGCACGCCCCCCACCACAUCCAUGACAACAACAAGAACCGCAACAGCAAGCUGCGCCGCCUCAUGACCUUCGCCUGGCCCUGCCUGCUCUCCAAGGCCUGCGUGGACCCGGCCUGCAAGUACAGCGGACACUUGCUCCUGGCGCACAUUAUCGCCAAAUUCGCCAUACACAAGAAGAUCGUCCUGCAGGUUUUUCAUAGUCUCCUCAAGGCUCAUGCAAUGGAAGCUCGAGCGAUCGUCAGACAGGCGAUGGCCAUUCUGACCCCGGCGGUGCCGGCCAGGAUGGAGGACGGGCACCAGAUGCUGACCCACUGGACCCGGAAGAUCAUCGUGGAGGAGGGGCACACCGUCCCGCAGCUGGUCCACAUUCUGCACCUGAUAGUGCAACACUUCAAGGUGUACUACCCGGUACGGCACCACUUGGUUCAGCACAUGGUGAGCGCCAUGCAAAGGCUGGGCUUCACGCCCAGUGUCACCAUCGAGCAGAGGCGGCUGGCCGUGGACCUGUCUGAAGUCGUCAUCAAGUGGGAGCUGCAGAGGAUCAAGGACCAGCAGCCGGAUUCAGAUAUGGACCCAAAUUCCAGUGGAGAAGGAGUCAAUUCUGUCUCAUCCUCCAUUAAGAGAGGCCUGUCCGUGGAUUCUGCCCAGGAAGUGAAACGCUUUAGGACGGCCACCGGAGCCAUCAGUGCAGUCUUUGGGAGGAGCCAGUCGCUACCUGGAGCGGACUCUCUCCUCGCCAAGCCCAUUGACAAGCAGCACACAGACACUGUGGUGAACUUCCUUAUCCGUGUGGCCUGUCAGGUUAAUGACAACACCAACACGGCGGGGUCACCUGGGGAGGUGCUCUCUCGCCGGUGUGUGAACCUUCUGAAGACUGCGUUGCGGCCAGACAUGUGGCCCAAGUCCGAACUCAAGCUGCAGUGGUUCGACAAGCUGCUGAUGACUGUGGAGCAGCCAAACCAAGUGAACUAUGGGAAUAUCUGCACGGGCCUAGAAGUGCUGAGCUUCCUGCUAACUGUCCUCCAGUCCCCAGCCAUCCUCAGUAGUUUCAAACCUCUGCAGCGUGGAAUUGCCGCCUGCAUGACAUGUGGAAACACCAAGGUGUUGCGAGCUGUCCACAGCCUUCUCUCGCGCCUGAUGAGCAUUUUCCCAACAGAGCCGAGUACUUCCAGUGUGGCCUCCAAGUAUGAAGAGCUGGAGUGCCUCUACGCAGCCGUCGGAAAGGUCAUCUAUGAAGGGCUCACCAACUACGAGAAGGCCACCAACGCCAAUCCCUCCCAGCUCUUCGGGACCCUUAUGAUCCUCAAGUCUGCCUGCAGCAACAACCCCAGCUACAUAGACCGGCUGAUCUCCGUCUUUAUGCGCUCCCUGCAGAAGAUGGUCCGGGAGCAUUUAAACCCUCAGGCAGCGUCAGGAAGCACCGAAGCCACCUCAGGUACAAGUGAGCUGGUGAUGCUGAGUCUGGAGCUGGUGAAGACACGCCUGGCAGUGAUGAGCAUGGAGAUGCGGAAGAACUUCAUCCAGGCCAUCCUGACAUCCCUCAUUGAAAAAUCACCAGAUGCCAAAAUCCUCCGCGCUGUGGUCAAAAUCGUGGAAGAAUGGGUCAAGAAUAACUCUCCGAUGGCAGCCAAUCAGACACCUACCCUCCGGGAGAAGUCCAUUUUGCUUGUGAAGAUGAUGACCUACAUAGAAAAACGCUUUCCGGAAGACCUUGAAUUAAAUGCCCAGUUUUUAGAUCUUGUUAACUAUGUCUACAGGGAUGAGACCCUCUCUGGCAGCGAGCUGACGGCGAAACUUGAGCCUGCCUUUCUCUCUGGGCUGCGCUGUGCCCAGCCACUCAUCAGGGCAAAGUUUUUCGAGGUUUUUGACAACUCCAUGAAACGUCGUGUCUACGAGCGCCUGCUAUACGUGACCUGUUCACAGAACUGGGAAGCCAUGGGGAACCACUUCUGGAUCAAGCAGUGCAUUGAGCUGCUCCUGGCCGUGUGUGAGAAGAGCACCCCCAUUGGCACCAGCUGCCAAGGAGCCAUGCUCCCGUCCAUCACCAACGUCAUCAACCUGGCCGAUAGCCACGACCGUGCCGCCUUCGCCAUGGUCACGCACGUCAAGCAGGAGCCCCGGGAGCGUGAGAACAGCGAGUCCAAAGAGGAGGUGAGGCCCCGCACCCCACGAGCAGAAUCCCAGAGAGGAGGUGAGGCCCCGCGCCCCACGGGCAGAAUCCCAGAGAGGAAGCAGAAUUCCAGAGAGGAGGAUGUAGAGAUAGACAUCGAACUAGCUCCUGGGGAUCAGACCAGCACGCCCAAAACCAAAGAACUUUCAGAAAAGGACAUUGGAAACCAGCUGCACAUGCUAACCAACAGGCACGACAAGUUUCUGGACACCCUUCGAGAGGUGAAGACUGGAGCACUGCUCAGCGCUUUUGUUCAGCUGUGCCACAUUUCCACGACGCUGGCAGAGAAGACAUGGGUCCAGCUUUUCCCCAGAUUGUGGAAGAUCCUCUCUGACAGACAGCAGCAUGCACUCGCGGGCGAGAUAAGUCCGUUCCUGUGCAGCGGCAGUCACCAGGUGCAGCGGGACUGCCAGCCCAGCGCGCUGAACUGCUUUGUGGAAGCCAUGUCCCAGUGCGUGCCGCCGAUCCCCAUCCGACCCUGCGUCCUGAAGUACCUUGGGAAAACACACAACCUCUGGUUCCGGUCCACGCUGAUGCUGGAGCACCAGGCUUUUGAAAAGGGUCUGAGUCUUCAGAUUAAGCCGAAGCAAACAACCGAGUUUUAUGAGCAGGAAAGCAUCACCCCGCCACAGCAGGAGAUACUGGAUUCUCUUGCGGAGCUUUACUCCCUGUUACAAGAGGAAGAUAUGUGGGCUGGUCUGUGGCAGAAACGGUGCAAGUACUCGGAGACGGCGACCGCAAUUGCUUACGAGCAGCACGGGUUCUUUGAGCAGGCACAAGAAUCCUAUGAAAAGGCAAUGGAUAAAGCCAAAAAAGAACAUGAGAGGAGUAACGCCUCCCCUGCUAUUUUCCCCGAAUACCAGCUCUGGGAGGACCACUGGAUUCGAUGCUCCAAGGAGUUGAACCAGUGGGAAGCCCUGACGGAGUACGGCCAGUCCAAAGGCCACAUCAACCCCUACCUCGUCCUGGAGUGCGCCUGGCGGGUGUCCAACUGGACUGCCAUGAAGGAGGCGCUGGUGCAGGUGGAAGUGAGCUGUCCGAAGGAGAUGGCCUGGAAGGUGAACAUGUACCGCGGAUACCUGGCCAUCUGCCACCCCGAGGAGCAACAGCUCAGCUUCAUCGAGCGCCUGGUGGAGAUGGCCAGCAGCCUGGCCAUCCGCGAGUGGCGGCGGCUGCCCCACGUGGUGUCCCACGUGCACACGCCUCUCCUACAGGCAGCCCAGCAAAUCAUCGAACUCCAGGAAGCUGCACAGAUCAACGCAGGCUUACAGCCGACCAACCUGGGGAGGAACAACAGCCUGCACGACAUGAAGACGGUGGUGAAGACCUGGAGGAACCGACUGCCCAUCGUGUCUGACGACUUGUCCCACUGGAGCAGCAUCUUCAUGUGGAGGCAGCAUCAUUACCAGGGUAAACCGACCUGGUCCGGCAUGCAUUCAUCAUCGAUUGUAACUGCCUAUGAGAAUAGCUCUCAGCAUGAUCCCAGUUCAAAUAACGCUAUGCUUGGGGUUCAUGCAUCAGCUUCAGCGAUCAUCCAGUAUGGAAAAAUCGCCCGGAAACAAGGACUGGUCAAUGUAGCUCUGGAUAUAUUAAGUCGAAUUCAUACUAUUCCAACUGUUCCUAUCGUGGAUUGCUUCCAGAAGAUUCGACAGCAAGUUAAAUGCUACCUCCAGCUGGCAGGCGUCAUGGGCAAAAACGAGUGCAUGCAGGGCCUUGAAGUUAUUGAAUCUACGAAUUUAAAAUACUUCACAAAAGAGAUGACAGCCGAAUUUUAUGCACUGAAGGGAAUGUUCUUGGCUCAGAUCAACAAGUCCGAGGAGGCAAACAAAGCCUUCUCUGCAGCUGUGCAGAUGCACGAUGUGCUGGUGAAAGCCUGGGCCAUGUGGGGCGACUACCUGGAGAACAUCUUUGUGAAGGAGCGGCAGCUGCACCUGGGCGUGUCUGCCAUCACCUGCUACCUGCACGCCUGCCGGCAUCAGAACGAAAGCAAAUCGAGGAAAUACUUAGCCAAGGUGCUGUGGCUUUUGAGUUUUGAUGAUGACAAAAACACUUUGGCAGAUGCCGUCGACAAGUAUUGCAUUGGUGUGCCACCUAUCCAGUGGCUGGCCUGGAUCCCACAGCUGCUCACCUGCCUGGUUGGCUCGGAGGGAAAGCUGCUCUUGAACCUCAUUAGCCAGGUUGGACGCGUAUAUCCCCAAGCGGUCUACUUUCCCAUCCGGACCCUGUACCUGACCCUGAAAAUAGAACAGCGGGAACGCUACAAGAGCGAUUCUGGACAGCAGCAGCCAAGUUCAGUGGGUAACCAGUCCCAUUCUGCAUCAGAUCCAGGGCCCAUAAGAGCAACAGCACCCAUGUGGCGCUGCAGCCGAAUCAUGCACAUGCAGCGAGAGCUCCACCCCACCCUUCUGUCUUCCCUGGAAGGCAUCGUCGAUCAGAUGGUCUGGUUCAGAGAAAAUUGGCAUGAAGAGGUUCUCAGGCAGCUCCAACAGGGCCUGGCGAAAUGUUACUCCGUGGCGUUUGAGAAAAGUGGAGCGGUGUCCGAUGCUAAAAUCACCCCCCACACUCUCAAUUUUGUGAAGAAGUUGGUGAGCACGUUUGGGGUGGGCCUGGAGAAUGUGUCCAACGUCUCGACCAUGUUCUCCAGCGCAGCCUCUGAGUCUCUGGCCCGGCGGGCGCAGGCCACUGCACAAGACCCUGUCUUUCAGAAGCUGAAAGGCCAGUUCACGACGGGUAUUCGUUUUGUAAGUCUGUUAAUUUCUCUGGGAUCACCUUACAUGGAGAGGCCUCAUGGUAGGUCAGUCUGCACAAGGUACAGAAGGCAAAGUUGCAGCUGGAGCAGAUGCCCGUGGUACAGCCAGGCCCUACAGGCCCCCACAGAUUUUGAUUUCAGCGUUCCAGGAUCCAUGAAGCUUCAUAAUCUUAUUUCUAAGUUGAAAAAGUGGAUCAAAAUCUUGGAGGCCAAGACCAAGCAACUCCCCAAAUUCUUCCUCAUAGAGGAAAAGUGCCGGUUCUUGAGCAAUUUCUCGGCACAGACAGCUGAAGUGGAGAUUCCCGGGGAGUUUCUGAUGCCAAAGCCGACGCAUUAUUACAUCAAGAUUGCGCGGUUCAUGCCCCGGGUAGAGAUUGUACAGAAGCACAACACCGCAGCCCGGCGGCUGUACAUCCGGGGACACAACGGCAAGAUCUACCCCUACCUCGUCAUGAACGACGCCUGCCUCACGGAGUCACGGCGAGAGGAGCGUGUGUUGCAGCUGCUGCGUCUGCUGAACCCUUGUUUGGAGAAGAGAAAGGAGACCACCAAGAGGCACUUGUUUUUCACAGUGCCCCGGGUUGUGGCCGUUUCCCCGCAGAUGCGCCUCGUGGAGGACAACCCCUCUUCACUUUCCCUUGUGGAGAUCUACAAGCAGCGCUGCGCCAAGAAGGGCAUCGAGCACGACAACCCCAUCUCCCGUUACUACGACCGGCUGGCUACGGUGCAGGCGCGGGGAACCCAAGCCAGCCACCAGGUCCUCCGCGACAUCCUCAAAGAGGUUCAGAGUAACAUGGUGCCGCGCAGCAUGCUCAAGGAGUGGGCGCUGCACACCUUCCCCAACGCCACGGACUACUGGACAUUCCGGAAGAUGUUCACCAUCCAGCUGGCUCUGAUAGGCUUUGCGGAAUUCGUCCUGCAUUUAAAUAGACUCAACCCCGAGAUGUUACAGAUCGCUCAGGACACUGGCAAACUGAAUGUUGCCUACUUUCGAUUUGACAUAAAUGAUGCAACUGGAGACUUGGAUGCCAACCGUCCUGUCCCAUUUCGACUCACGCCCAACAUUUCUGAGUUUCUGACCACCAUCGGGGUCUCUGGCCCGUUGACAGCAUCCAUGAUUGCGGUCGCCCGGUGCUUCGCCCAGCCAAACUUUAAGGUGGACGGCAUUCUGAAAACGGUUCUCCGGGAUGAGAUCAUUGCUUGGCACAAAAAAACGCAGGAGGACACGUCCUCUCCUCUUUCAGCCGCCGGGCAGCCAGAGAACAUGGACAGCCAGCAACUGGUAUCCCUGGUUCAGAAAGCCGUCACCGCCAUCAUGACCCGCCUGCACAACCUCGCCCAGUUCGAAGGCGGGGAAAGCAAGGUGAACACCCUGGUGGCCGCGGCAAACAGCCUGGACAACCUGUGCCGCAUGGACCCUGCCUGGCACCCCUGGCUGUGACCACGGCCACCCGGAAUGUGAAGGGCGCCCCGGGCUCUGAGCCCGCAGCUUUUACAACUUCUCCCUGCCUCGUUCCUUAUAUUCAUAGAAGCCCCAUAGUUUCACUGGGUUGCAGUUAUUUUCCUGGUAGUUUGUGUGUUAAGAGAGGGAGAAUAUAGUUUAGAGGAAGCUGAACUAUGGGCGAGGCGGUUGGAAAUGGCAGAGCUGAAACUUAUUCCAAGCUUUCAAAAUAAUAUUUUAAGAAGCCAGGAUUCUCCAGUCUGGAAUUUCUGGGUGAGUCCUUUUUUUAUGGUGUCCUCCCUCUGUGAAUGUACAGGCGGAACUGUACGAACAGCUCCCUACCAUCCAUUUUUAACUCUUUCGGAAAUAACACCUCACAGCAGCUUCGUGCUUUUGUACAGACCUUUGUAACAAGUGUACAGAAAACUCAUUUUGUUUGAGAAACAGGAGAUGAUGAACCCAUCAUGCUGGUUUUUCUCUGAGCACAAAAUUUUAGGCUGUACACAGCCAGCCUUGAGAAUCUCGUUGAGCGUUCGGCAUGGAUCCACAGGGCCAGGUCACCCUGCGGGAGCGCCACACGCAUCCACUUCGGAUUCAGCGGGUGAAGACAGAACUCUGAGAGUCUGCAGGCGGCUCCUGUGCUUUUUAUUUCUGGCUCUUCGGAUGUCUUCUAGACAUUUACUAUCAUUGUACCUGAAGAAAAAAUCACUUUUACCUUCCUAAUUUAAAAAGACAAAACAGAAAUGUACGUUCCUUUGCUAGCUUUAGUCUUUCUGUUCACAUUUUUAUAAAUCUGAGCAUUGAGAAUGUUCUAUCUAAAUUUGUACAGUGUGAUUUUUUUUUAGAAUAAAUAUUUUAUAAAAGGG